AUGGUAGACAGAGGAAGUCAAGCCAGACUAGCCAGAGAUAAGUUAGUCCAGCAGUUCAUUGGUUCAGUCCACGCCAAUGGUCAGCGCGAUCACCACCGACCUCUGCCGAACGUGUCACGAAGCGAAUUUGAGUGGGACGUUCAAAACACGAAAGCGUGGCGGAAGUACGGAACCAAACCAAAGUCAAAACAGUGUGGAUUCGACCUUCUACAGAGUGAUAUACCGCCGAGGACCGCUAUUUAUAAAUCCGCCGAUAUUUCCUAUUCGCGAAAUGUCUCGAUCGAUUUCUUGAUGGAAAUUGAAAAACAAACAGGGAUCGCUGGCAAUGAGAAGGCUGACGAACUUGCAAGAAGAGGGUCGGACAACGAGCCAGAUCCAGGACAGACUCUUGGAGUACCAAAACGUACAGCACGAGUGUCAGUUAAAGACUGGAUUCAGGCAAAACAUAAGAGCUACUGGGAAAACAUCCCAAGAAACAGACAUGGGAAACAAUACAUUAAGGAACCAAGUCAUAAACGAACUGUAGACCUGCUCAACUUGAACAGAGCACAGAUAAAAACUGUUACGGGACUCAUGACUGGCCAUGCGCCAGUAAAGGAGCAUCUCGCCAGAAUGGGACUGUACAAUGGCGACCCAAGCUGCAGACUAUGUGACAAGGAACCAGAAACAGUAGCACAUAUACUGUGCCGAUGUGAGGCAUUGGACCGCAGAAGACAGAAGAUCUUUGGGCAACCAGUUGGCGAACCAGAAAUAUUCAACUCACAUCCAGUGAAGGAUUUGUACAGACUUGUUCAAGGUAACAAACAAAAUCGUUCGUUCAAUUCUGAUAAUUAUGAAAAAUAUAUCUGGUUGACGGAAUCUGAGGUAAGGAAUAAGCUAUUUUGUUGGUACUGCGUAUUAUUUUCAACCGAUAAGUCAUCAUGUUGGGGGCGAUUAGGAUAUAAUGAUUUGAAAAAUUUGCCUCGCGGAUUGGAUAGACACUGCAAAUCACAGGAACACAUGAUUACAGGAUGUGGACUACUGGGCGUUGGCAUUUGGCUGAGGGUAGCUUACGAAGGCUAUGCCUCUUUGCUUCCACAAUACGCCCUUCUCAGUGCUGAUUCCCUGGCCAUAGCCUUGGGGACUAUCACCUUCGUGUUCUCAUUUUUCGCCUGCUGCGGGUCAUGGUUUCAAAAUAGAUGCAUGCUCAUCACGUAUUUCUGCUUGGUAGUGUUCAUUUUCGUAGCGGAAUUUCUACUGGGAUCGCUAGCGUUCGCAUUCAAAGACAACCUGAAGCAUACUUUGAACGAAGAGCUUCGAAAUGGUCUCACGCACCAUUACAAUGUGACCACGCACGGUCCCAAGAGUUUAGUCCAAAUUUGGGAUAACAUUCAAUCACAGUUUGGUUGUUGUGGCGUUCAAGAUUACCAAGACUGGUACAUGAUAGACGCAUGGCCAGAAGAAAAAUGGGUGCCAGAUUCCUGUUGCCUUCCAGCCAGUUACGACUACAACUGUGGCAAAAUAAAGGAUGUUAGCAUAUACACCCAAGGGUGUUAUGACCAGAUCCACAACUUCUUCAUCAAGAGGCUGGAUAUAAUCGGAUUCGUUGGCAUUCUGAUUGCCUUCUUCCAAUUAUACGGAUUGAUAUCAUCCAUGCUGCUGUUUUGUACAGUGAAACAUAAAAGAUUGUCCAGGACUUACAAAUCAUAUUCAUAGCAUUAGUUGAUAUCAGAACUGUUAGGGUAUUUCUAAUUGAUGAGGCAAUAUUGGAACUUCGCUGUACGUAGAUACAUCUGUAUGGGUCAUUCCAAUUCUGGAAUAUCGAAAAAAAAAAGCCCUACACCCCAGAAUCUCGCUAGUUCUACAGACUUCUUUUUUCUCCUGGACGACGCAUUUUCUGCCUCUAAAAAAUGUAUAUCAUUUUCAAAAGUUGGGGGUAAUAAAUUAUUUUCGAAAGAUAUUAUGAAUUAUAUUAUUUAUUUGGAUUUUAAUUGGAUUUUAUUUAGAAUUAAUAAUAUUAUGUUGUUAUUUGAUAUUGCAAUUUGGCCAUACUGAGCCCUGUGAAAACUUGAUUAUAACCGAGAUACUUUAAAACUUACACAAUGUUGACAAAAGGAAAGUUCGAGUGUCAAUCGUGAGAUAUCAUGUGCUUUCAUUGAAUUUUUUUUUUAUUAAAGCCUAAUGCACAUUUCCGAAUUAGAAUUUGAACGGAUGCAUUUAAAAUUAUGGAUGCAACUAG
Molecule: messenger RNA, 2218 nt
Organism: Phaedon cochleariae (mustard beetle)
Lineage: Eukaryota; Metazoa; Arthropoda; Insecta; Coleoptera; Chrysomelidae
Source: the annotation of a GenBank genome assembly